This is a messenger RNA of Phragmites australis (common reed), 1642 nucleotides long. Its product is annotated as bZIP transcription factor 44-like. Gene Ontology annotation, biological process: positive regulation of DNA-templated transcription. The transcript has a single exon. Bases 820 to 1284 code for a protein of 154 amino acids. Gene Ontology annotation, molecular function: DNA-binding transcription factor activity; transcription cis-regulatory region binding. Gene Ontology annotation, cellular component: nucleus. Lineage: Eukaryota; Viridiplantae; Streptophyta; Magnoliopsida; Poales; Poaceae. The record is from RefSeq and is a predicted model, not a curated record.
UCGCUGCAGCAACCCCCCUCCAACUUCCUCUCCUCUUCCUCUGCUCCCUGGCCAGCAGAUGCGCAGGCAUCGAUCUCUCUCAUUGGCAGGGACAGGAGGACGGAGAAGCGGAGCGAGAGCUCUCAGCCACCCACCGAUCGUCGAAUCCGGUGCUCUAACCUCAUACCUCCCAUCUUUAUAAGCCGAUCGAUUGCCCAGCUCCCACCGCCUCACCAUCCCUCUACGUCGAGCUCGACCUCGCUGGGCAGGUAGCUCCGAUUGGAGUGCCAAUCGGAGCCAAGAAGAGAGAAGCACAUGCUGCCGUUCGUCCUAGAGUUCCUCAUUGAUGUCGCCCGUGAUCAGUGAGAUCCUCCUCUCGGGGUUUAUGAUCAACUCCACACUCCGGCGACGCACACACCUCGUCCAGUCGUUCUCCGUCGUCUUCCUCUACUGGUUCUAUGUCUUCUCAUAAACUCCUCUCCCCCGUCACGACCCUCCUCUCCCCUUCUUCUUCUUCUCUCUAGUAGCCUCGUUUCUCUCUGUCUGGUCAGUCUCCUACUCAUCGUGCUCCUCCUCGUCUUCUCUCUUUUCAUUUGGCUAGUGUUCGAAAGCUUUAAUUUGCAUGCACUCCGUAUUGUUGCUGCUACUCUGCUUUAGUAAUCUUUAGUACUCGUGUUUACGAAGAAGAAGAAAGAAAUCGAGGCCAAAAAAAGAGCUUGGAUUUCUUUGCUAGUGUGGUGUGGUGUGGUGUUGUGUAAUAAGGAAGAAGAAAUCAAGAAGCUGGGAGCUGUUCUGUUCUUGCAAGAAAGGACGGUUCUUGGAAGGAAGCAAGCAGGAAGAAUGGCUUCUUCGAGCGGGAGCGGCAGCUCGGGGUCGCUCUCGGCGGCGACGGCGGCCGCCGCCGCUAUGGCGGGGACGGAGGAGGAGCUGCGUGCGCUCAUGGAGCAGCGUCGCACCAAGCGGAUGCUCUCCAACCGCGAGUCUGCGCGGCGGUCGCGGAUGCGCAAGCAGCGCCACCUCGACGACCUCACCGCGCAGGCCGCGCAGCUCCGCCGCGAGAACGCGCACGUCGCCACCGCGCUCGGCCUCACCACGCAGGGCCUCCUCGCCGUCGACUCCGAGAACGCCGUCCUACGCAUCCAAGCCGCCGAGCUCGACGCGCACCUCCACUACCUCAACGACAUCCUCGCCUGCAUGAACACCAACGCCGCCGCCGCCGCCUCCGACCCAUUCAUCGCCUUCGACGGCAACGCUGCUUUCGACGACCUCCUGAGAUCCUGCCCCGAGAUGUUCCCGCUCUGCUAGCUGAAGCCACCAUGGUGCAACACAAAGCAUCAUGAAAAAAAAAAUCAUCUUUUUUUGCACUUGGUGUUUCAGGUUAAUUUACUAGUGAGAGGGAACUGAAAUCAGAUCAGAGGUGGUGAGCCAUGAAAAUUACUGUACUACUGUACUGUACUAGGGGUAAGCAAAACUAAGCACUGCACCUAACUGAGCUAGCUGCUGGGAUUAAGGUUAAUGAACUAUUGAUUACCAUGUGUGCCUCUGAGGUCUGCUCUGGUAAUUGCCAUGUACUGUGCUACUCCACUAUGUAAGAGUCAGAGCAGUUACCCUACUAUUUCUCUGUCAAACAAAGGAAGUGCAAUAUAUAAUUUACAAUUUACUC